Polypterus senegalus (gray bichir) is the source of this 925-nucleotide messenger RNA. It is a transcript of the gene pfdn6, whose product is annotated as prefoldin subunit 6. Gene Ontology annotation, biological process: chaperone-mediated protein complex assembly; protein folding. The record is from RefSeq and is a predicted model, not a curated record. Lineage: Eukaryota; Metazoa; Chordata; Cladistia; Polypteriformes; Polypteridae. The transcript has 4 exons. Bases 93 to 473 code for a protein of 126 amino acids. Gene Ontology annotation, molecular function: protein-folding chaperone binding. Gene Ontology annotation, cellular component: prefoldin complex; cytoplasm.
GAGUUCAUUUCCUGUGUCUUACCUCUGAAAGCGCUCUGUUGGUUCAGGCGUUUUGUUAAAUCAGCGCAACUGUUCUUAAUUGUAUUUUAAACAUGGCUGAAACUAUUCAAAAGAAGCUGCAGACAGAACUCGAACAGUACCAACAGAUCCAGAAAGAUCUCAGUAAGACCAUGUCUGCACGGCAAAAGCUGGAGGCUCAACUCACAGAGAACAAUAUUGUUAAAGAAGAGCUUGAUCUUUUAGAGGCUGAGAAUAUGGUCUACAAGCUGAUCGGACCAGUUCUUGUAAAGCAGGACCUGGAGGAAGCAAAAUCAACAGUAGCUAAGAGGCUAGAAUAUAUCACAGGAGAGAUAAAGCGUUAUGAGUCUCAGAUGAAGGAACUGGAGAGGAAAUCCGAUCAACGGCGAGAAGUCCUAGCAGCACUACAGCAGGAGUUCCAAAAGAGUCAAAACAAAACGGCUGUCAAGAUUUAGCAGCUGUUAAGGCACAGACCCUCGCACACAAACUUUACACAGCAUAGUACAUGCAAACCACUGCUUUUACUGUGCAUUUCCAAGCAGCAUCACUAUGUUAAUGUAAGUUUUCAUAUGCCAUAAAGACUUUAUUUAUGCACUUCAUGCAUAGAUGGCACUCACCAGAAUUUGUGUUUAUAUGAUCUUAUGGUAUAUGUUGAAAUGUACAUUUUAAAACAGAUUGAACCCAUGUAACAUUAGUGUGUACUGACAAAAUGUAAAGUGGAUUUUCUUUCUCUUGACUGAAGACAUGAUUGAAAUAAGUUUACGUUUAAAUGGAAAAAGACUGCUUGCAUAUAUUUUCCCAUUUUGCAAUUGGAUAUGGCAUGUUCCUGGUGACUAUAUUUUAAAAUAUUAAAUAUUUAAUAUUCAGUCUAGGGGUCAAUUUCAAAUAAAACCUGUUUGGAAAAAUC